GGGCCGGGCCGGGCCGGGGCUGGAGCGGCCAUGGGGAACCUGUUCGGGCGGAAACGGCGGAGCCGCGUCACGGAGCAGGACCGGGCCGUGCUGCAACUGAAGCAGCAGCGGGACAAGCUGCGGCAGUACCAGAAGAGGCUGAGCCUGGGCCUGGAGCGGGAGCGGGCGCUGGCCCGGCAGCUGCUCAAGGAUGGCAAGAAAGAAAAGGCCAUGCUGCUGCUGAAGAAGAAACGAUACCAGGAGCAACUCCUGGAUAAAACAGAGAACCAGAUCAGCAACCUGGAGCGGAUGGUCCAGGACAUUGAAUUCACCCAGAUUGAAAUGAAGGUCAUUGAGGGCCUGAAAGUGGGCAACGAGUGUCUGAACAAGAUGCACCAGGUGAUGUCCAUAGAAGAAGUAGAAAGAAUAAUAGGAGAAACCCAGGAUGCUGUGGAGUACCAGAGGCAAAUAGACGAGCUCCUGGCUGGCAGCCUGACUGAGGAGGAUGAAGAUGCCAUUCUAGAAGAGUUAAAUACUAUUACUCAGGAACAGUUGGAGCUUCCAGAAGUUCCUUUGGAGCCGCUCCCAGAGAAGAUCCCAGGUAUGCUCUCUCUGCAGCUUUGGCUUCCACACAGUAGUCUGGGACCCUCUCCCAGUGUCCAGCUGAGCCCUCACCCCAACAGGACCCGAGGCUCCGGUCCCUGUUCCGUUGGCAUCGGGUCCUUCCCUCCAGGAGUUUCCCUCUGUGACAUCUACUGUGCUUGUCACGCUCUGUACCUGCUCUGAGGCACCACCUGCCUCGAGACACCUUGUUGCAUUGUGGAGCUCCAUGAGGAAUUCCUGCCCUGCUUGUCCCAGGCAAGACUCUCCCACAGGACUCAGACUGGUCCCCUGCAGGUCAUGGCAAGGCAGGGACAGUUGUUUUGUGGAUGGUGGAUUCACCCUGCACGACACUGGAUCUCACUGAGGCUUCUGAGGACUCAUAGCUCUUCUCAGCUCGUGUCCCGGGGAUUUGGAAGCAGCUGGGUGAGGAUCACUGCGGUCCCACAGCUCCAGGACUGUUGGAGCACGAGCUGCACACACCUGAUGCUACAGGAGAGUCUGCCCCUGAAUG
This is a messenger RNA of Empidonax traillii (willow flycatcher), 1093 nucleotides long. RefSeq names its product charged multivesicular body protein 6 (gene CHMP6). Bases 31 to 765 code for a protein of 244 amino acids. The transcript is spliced from 8 exons. Gene Ontology annotation, cellular component: multivesicular body; ESCRT III complex. Gene Ontology annotation, biological process: late endosome to vacuole transport via multivesicular body sorting pathway; vesicle budding from membrane. The record is from RefSeq and is a predicted model, not a curated record. NCBI's taxonomy places the organism in Eukaryota, Metazoa, Chordata, Aves, Passeriformes, Tyrannidae.